Rhizoctonia solani is the source of this 1356-nucleotide messenger RNA. Its product is annotated as Retrotransposon-derived protein PEG10. Lineage: Eukaryota; Fungi; Basidiomycota; Agaricomycetes; Cantharellales; Ceratobasidiaceae. Bases 1 to 1356 code for a protein of 451 amino acids. Gene Ontology annotation, molecular function: nucleic acid binding; zinc ion binding. The record is from RefSeq and is a predicted model, not a curated record. The transcript has a single exon.
AUGGCAACCCGCUCCCGGAGCACCGCUUGUCCCCCGUCCCCUCUCGAUCAAGGAGAGUUGGGACCCGCUAUUUCGGCAACCGCCGAUGAGCCAACAAGUCUCGAACCCAAGGUCUACAGGGAAAUAUCUCUCGGACAAGCAAUCUCCCUUAUCCUGGGAUUGCAAAAUCAAAUCCUCCAACUCAAGCGGGAACUCGAGGAAACAAAGGAAGCAACAAAGGAAGCCCGAGACUGGAUGGGCGCAGUCGAUCAAGCCCUCACUUGCAUUGAGGCUAGGGGUGGAGCCCCCCACACACCAGAAGACCGGAAACCUCCGGCAGUCAAGGCCACGCCCAGGCCCCUAUCCAAGACCAACACUUUUCCAGCGCCUAGUGCGCCCCUCGUCUCCUGGGCCGUCCCCUCCAAAGCUCCCCCUGCCUUUGCGCAACCAACUCCCGUCCGGGCCCCCCUGCAAGUCCAUACUCCCCCUCCACCUUUGCCUAUCCGCCUCCGCUCCCCUCAAGUCCCACAACCAGCGGCCCCUGUAGCCGCUUAUCAAACCCCUGUCAAGGUAGACCACCCUGACGCCUAUACAGGGAAAAUAGGGAACAAAGCCCGCCAAUGGCUCACGCGGAUGUUGGCAUGGGUAGGUCUGAACCAAAGGAUGUUCCCAACUGAUCAGGAGGUCCUGUCAUUCCUCCUGAUGAAUAUGAAGGACGUGGCAGGGGCAUGGGCCCACCCCCAUCUUGACCAACUAGGGUCCCACAGGGCCCUAAUUCAAUUGGUCAACAACUUCAGGACGGAGUUCUUGGCUGCAUUCGGCAACCCGGAUGCCACGCAAGCCGCUGAGCGGCAAAUCACCCACCUCACUCAGACAGGUACCUGUGCUGAGUAUAUUACAAAGUUCAGAACCAUCGCUAUGGACCUGGACUGGAAUGACGCCGCCCUUUGUGGGCAAUUCGCACAAGGCCUCCACUGGGAGGUCAGCCGCCUCAUCGCCACUCGAGAGCGGCGCCCAACUACCCUCCUGGAGCUGCAGAACGCAGCCCUGGUCAUUGACAACGCCCUCCGCGAGGAGCGUGCCAGCCACCCGCCUAAGGGUAAUAAGUCUGGAACCUCCUCUACCACCCCCAAUAGGGGGGCAAGUACCGGCCAACAGGCCACAAGACCAGGGCGCCUCUCCAGCGACCCCAACUACGUCCCCGAGGAGGAGCGCAACCGCCGCAGGGCUGAAGGCCUCUGCAUCAAAUGCGGAAAGGCAGGGCACAAGUUUGCGGAAUGCUGCACCGGCUGGAAGGCCACGCCUAAGGAGGAAGGCGUCAAGAAAGAAGCCGCCAAAAUUGGCAAAGAGUCUGGACCCGAAUCGGGAAAAGACUAA